This is a messenger RNA of Meleagris gallopavo (turkey), 4055 nucleotides long. The record is from RefSeq and is a predicted model, not a curated record. NCBI's taxonomy places the organism in Eukaryota, Metazoa, Chordata, Aves, Galliformes, Phasianidae.
CUCCUGAGCCCCAGUACCCACACAGCCCACUAGAAUUGUUCCCCACAACUCUGCCCAGUGCCCAUCCUGCUCUUGCAGGAAGGGACAGCACCAGUAGCCUGUUUUCCCUGUACUGCUAAUGGUGCAGGGGAAACUGUGGGGCUGGUAGGACUUCAGCCCCAAGGCUGUCAAUGAGUGACAGCCCAGCUGCCAGGGCCUUUGCAAGUUAAUGAUUGUGGGGACAGCCAGGCAGCAGCCACCGCAUCCUCUGGGCACGGGGCACAUGCGGCCACCAGUCUCCCCCACUGGCAGAGCUGGGCACAGGGGCCACGGGUGCUCCCUGACUGCAGCCCCUAGCCAAGGGACUUCCAUGCCCCUGCUGUUCUGGAGAGGCAUACCACAGCCUGGUAAGGGGCAGGAGGUCCCUUGCAGACUUACCCACAGGCUGCCCCCAAGCACAGGCAGCACCUUGGGUGCCCUUGUCCCCAUACAAGCCAUUGCAUCUAGCUUAUUUGUGCUUAUGGAGCUGCCAUGUUUCUCUGCAAAUAAUGACUUCCCCACACAACCUUAUCCCACUGCUAGCACUGGUGCCUGGCGUCACUUUCCCCUCUAGAUCUGCCAUGGCAAGAACCCAUGGACUGGUGGAGACGAAGCUCUACUCCCCAGCUGGGUGCCCUGCUUGGCCCAGGGUAUCUCGUCCAGCACCACACGUGUCCCCAGGACCCUGCUGCGCCAAGGGAGCAGCACGUGCCGCCAGGGUGACCCAAGCACAGGUCAUGCAGUGCUCCAUGCCCCAGUAGGCACAGUCCAGGACACAGUGGAUGCCCUGACGCACUCGUGGGCAGCAGCCAUUGGUACCAGCUGGACCCAGUUCCAGAGGAACAGAAGCAGCAUGGCCUUGCAGCCCCUCUGUGCCCGCUCCCUUGCAGCUGUACUGGAGGGGCCUUUGGCCCCAGCUCUGCCCUUGGCUGCCUCAGGCAUGAGCUGGCCAGGCACCACGUGGGUGGAUGGAAACUUGGCGGAGGUGUGUAAAUGAGGGGUAAUAAUAAACAGCAUUGAGGCACAGUGACAAGCACACUGGCACUGCUCCCCUUCCACUUGACCUGGCAUCGUGCAUGCUGAGAUAAAGCAUUCUUUGUGGUACACUGCAUGGGUGACAUGCCACCAUCACUGAUGACAUGGGGACCACACCAGUGCCUGUCCUGCUGGCAGCAUCCUGCUGCAGUGCUGAUGCAACCACUGCAACCACCCUUGGGCCAGGCCAGCAGAGCUGUCCCCUUGGGGUUGUGAGGCCAGUGGGUGCGUGUAUAGCCUCACCUCCAGUUCAGGAAUAUCCAACAGUGAGACAUCCUCUUCCUUUCCUGCAGGGGAUAAAGCAUAUGGUGAGAGGCUGCCUUAGAAGUGAUGAUGCAGAGCCUCAGGCAGGCAAGGUGGGGUGCACAGGUUGUGCAAGGCACCAUACCCUGGGAUGUGUGCCCCAUGCCACCCCCAGGACUGCAGCUGACGUGGGAUGCUGUGGGGUUACCCAUUAACUGCAGGAAUUUCUGGGGAGGAGGUGAGCAGUGAGCAGAGGCGAGGGGCAACGCUGGGCUCCUUAGACUUUGCUCUUGACGUGCAUAUAAAGGGCCCUGGUGCCCCGUGGGCGACUUUGCUGGAGGAACGCGUGGAUUUGGCAUGAGGACAUGGCACUGCUCUGAGUGCUUGGCCAGCACCAGACUCAGCCGGAGCGAUGCUGCCAUACCGGAGGGAGAGCCCGGCCAUGCCCCGCUGCCCGGUGCGGGGAGGAAGGAUGGUGCAUGGGACCCCGUUUGCCUACUGCCCCAGCCCCCAAGCUCUGCACAGGCUGCCGGGUGCCCACGCCUGCCCCUUCACCGUGGGAGCAGUGACCUGCCCUGACCAUGGCUUCCUGUGCCCUGGCUCCCCGGGGCGGCUGGUGGAGAGUCGGGAGCGCUACGAGCUGGAUGCACUGCCCUGGCAGGGGCCUCGCCUGGGCUUGGAGGAGCUGCAGAAGCCAGAGCUGGGCUGCUGGGUGAGGGUCCAGUCCAUCUGUGUCUCCCUUCUCAAGGUGCCUCUGAUGUUUGGCUUCCUGUACCUCUUUGUCUGCUCCCUGGACGUGCUCAGCUCUGCUUUCCAGCUGGCCGGAGGCAAAGUGGCGGGGGACAUCUUCAAGGACAACGCCAUCCUCUCCAACCCUGUAGCCGGGCUGGUAGUGGGCAUCCUGGUGACCGUGCUGGUGCAGAGCUCCUCCACCUCCACCUCCAUCAUUGUCAGCAUGGUCUCCUCGGGGUUGCUGGAGGUGCGCUCUGCCAUACCCAUCAUCAUGGGCUCCAACAUUGGCACCUCAGUCACCAACACCAUCGUGGCCCUCAUGCAGGCUGGUGACCGCAGUGAGUUCAAAAGGGCUUUUGCUGGUGCUACUGUGCAUGACUGUUUCAACUGGCUGUCGGUGUUGGUCCUGCUGCCACUGGAGGUGGUGAGCGGGUACCUGCACCACGUCACCCGCCUGGUGGUAGCCACUUUCAACAUCCGCAGUGGAAAGGAUGCCCCUGACCUGCUGAAAAUCAUCACAGAGCCCUUCACCAAGCUCAUCAUCCAGCUGGACAAGUCGGUGAUCACAGGCAUCGCAACAGGGGAUGAGAGCCUGCGCAACCGCAGCCUCAUCCGCAUGUGGUGUGACCCUGCACCUCCCCAGACAGCUGCCAGUGAGGUAGGGGAGCCUCCAAACUGCACGGCUUCUGGACAUUGCAGCAGUAAUGGCAUUGGGAUCCUCCACAACAUCACCAGGCAAAAGUGCGAGCACCUCUUCACGGACACGCCGCUGCCGGAUCUGGCCGUGGGGCUGGUUCUGCUGGCCGGGUCCCUCAUCGUGCUCUGCACCUGCCUCAUCCUCCUGGUCAAAAUCCUCAACUCCCUGCUCAAGGGGCAGGUGGCCAAAGCCAUCCAGAAGGUCAUCAACACUGACCUUCCACACCCGUUCAGCUGGCUCACCGGGUACUUCGCCAUGGUGGUGGGCGCUGGGAUGACCUUCGUGGUCCAGAGCAGCUCCGUCUUCACCUCAGCCAUCACACCCCUGAUCGGCUUGGGGGUGAUCAGCAUUGAGCGUGCCUACCCGCUGACCCUGGGCUCCAACAUUGGCACUACCACCACCGCCAUCCUGGCCGCGCUGGCCAGCCCUGGGGACAAGUUGGCUAGCUCCUUCCAGAUUGCCCUCUGCCACUUCUUCUUCAACAUCUCCGGCAUCCUGCUGUGGUAUCCGCUGCCCUUCACCCGCCUGCCCAUCCGCAUGGCCAAGGCUCUGGGCGAGCGCACGGCCAAGUACCGCUGGUUUGCCGUGCUGUACCUCAUCAUCUGCUUCCUCCUGCUGCCCUCCCUCAUCUUCGGCAUCUCCAUGGCGGGUUGGCGGGUGCUGGUGGGGGUGGGCGCUCCUUUCCUCGGCCUCCUCUUCUUUGUGGGGCUGGUGAACGUGCUGCAGGCGCGCAGCCCUGGCCGCCUGCCCAAGUGGCUACAGAGCUGGGACUUCCUCCCAGCCUGGAUGCACUCGCUGCAGCCGCUCGACAGCCUCAUCACGCGUGCCACGCUCUGCUGCACUGACCGCUGCCGCAGCCCUGAAGGCUGGGAUGAGCGUGAGGCCGCUGCCCGUGACAAGGCCAGGCUGGGGCUGGACAACCCUGUGCUCUCCUACCCUGAGGAGAUGCCCAGCCCCGUGUUGCGGGUGGGCUCCCCACACCUGGCCCCGCACAGUGCUACCCGCCUUUAGCCAUUUCCACUUUCCCCGGUGUCUAAUAAAGGCUGAGCACCUGUGUCCCAGCUGCGCAUCUUCAGCCUCUGUCCUGCAACUCCUGACUGCUGUGUGUCCAUGCAGCACUGCCCCGCAGCCCAUGCUGCCCAGCACUGGGGCAGCACCAAGCACAAUGCUUGGCACCACAGCGGCACAGCGAUGCUACAGCCAAACCCGUACUGUGCUCUGCAGUUUGCCAUUGCCCUGCUGGCAGUAUCACUGCAUCCCUCAUCCCUGGAGAGCUGAGCUGCAGGGAUGAGGUCGGUGCCACUCCACUCAGUGUCAUGGCAGAGUGUAA